Pieris macdunnoughi is the source of this 711-nucleotide messenger RNA. Lineage: Eukaryota; Metazoa; Arthropoda; Insecta; Lepidoptera; Pieridae. The record is from the annotation of a GenBank genome assembly.
AUGCAUUUAACAUUUUCAAUACUAAUUUGUUCUUUUUUUAUUGUUCUCGUUUCUGGAGCAAUUGAUCCGCGAAAUUUGAAAUGUUUAGUGUGCCGAACCACUUUUGACGAGCUUAACAGAGCCAUAAAGAAAGUGGAUAAAUGGAAGAAAAUUGAUGUGGGAAACUUUAGAAUGGAUGCUGAUGGCAACACAAUGCAAGACAAAGUGCCAGCUCACAGAUCAGCUGUGUACAUUUCUGAACUUAUUGAUGGAAUUUGUAAGAAAAUGGAUGACUAUGUCCGUGUGUACUAUAAAGCAACAGGCAAGUUAGCUAUCAUGCAACUCAUGACAGAGGGAGGUGGCAUGAAUCCAGAUUUCUCCAAAACCAAAUUUGUCACCGAUGAUGACUUGAAUAAGAGUUUAGAGUAUUAUUGUGAGCGUAUGUUUGAGGAGAAUGAAGAUGAAAUCACAGACUUGUAUAAGAAGAGGCCUCAUGAUGACAUCAUGCCUGAUGCAGAAAAAGAGAUCUGCUUCAAACACACGAACUUCUGUGAAACCUGGAUGUUGCCAAAUGCAGAGGACACCACGUGGACAGCAGAAAUGGAGAAAGAAUACACAAAGAUACACGGCUCAGACCCUUACGGUUUUGGCGGUGGUCUUGGUAUGCAGCCACCAUCACAAGAAGUUGAUGAUGAUGAAGGAUAUGAUGAUAGCGAGAAAGACGAGUUGUAA